CACUGUGCCUGCUGUGCUAGGCUAGCCCAUUCACUGCGCGCGGCCGACCUCGCCUCGCCUCGGUAUCUCCAUCCCAUCCUCCUCCACACGCCACACCUUCGACCGAGCCGCGUGAGGGGAGCGGAAGAGGAGGCGAUGAAGAAGGGGGGGCUGCUGCGGUGCGUGUCGACGGGGGCGUGCAGGGUGGCGCCGGGGGCCGUGGCGGAGAUGGCGAUCUCGCCGUCGGCGGCGUCGGGGAAGGUGCCGGCGGGGCACGUGCCGGUGGAGGUGGGCGCGGAGGGGGAGGAGACGGAGCGCUUCCUCGUGCCGGCCGAGCUGCUGGGCCGCCCGCCCAUCGCCGAGCUGCUCCGCCGGGCCGCGCAGGAGUACGGCUACGCGCGCCGUGGCCCGCUCCGCAUCCCCUGCCCCGUCGCCGCCUUCCGCCGCCUCCUCGGCGCGCUCGCCGGCGGGGACAGGGGCCACACGCCCGUCUACUACGCCGUAGUCGUCUGAAUCUCAUCGACGAGGGAGCGAGCGAGCGAGCGGCCUCGUGGCCGCUAUAGCUUAAUUUUAGCGUGAUCUUGUUCCGUUUCUUGAGGGGUGGUGGCCGGUGCAGGGUUGUGUGCAUGUGUUUGUGCUGUUCGAUCGGUGGUUGUGCUUGCCCUCUCGAUCGAGGGCUGAGGCUUCUAGCUAGACUCCAUUUGGGACUCGUUCUUCUUCAGCUCUUGCUACUUUUCCUCUCUCUUUUUCUGGGAAAUAAUAUGUGUGUAAAUUUGUACAUCCAGAUCUAUGAUGAGAUGCUACUGAAUUCUAUGAACUAGUACGUGCAAAUCUUUGCCUCCC
This is a messenger RNA of Triticum dicoccoides, 822 nucleotides long. Its product is annotated as auxin-responsive protein SAUR71-like. The record is from RefSeq and is a predicted model, not a curated record. Bases 136 to 492 code for a protein of 118 amino acids. NCBI's taxonomy places the organism in Eukaryota, Viridiplantae, Streptophyta, Magnoliopsida, Poales, Poaceae. Gene Ontology annotation, biological process: response to auxin. The transcript has a single exon.